AUGCCUCCAAAGGCAGGCCAAAAAAAGAGCGCAAAAUCCGAGGAAGAUCCGAAAAAGAAAGAUACCUUGAAAAAUGCAAAAAAAGGUGCCGACGAAUCGAAUGCAGCUGGUCUCGGUAAUACUGAUCUUGGUUCAAUAUCAAAUGAAAAUGUUACAUCGUCAAAAACAGGUGCGGGUAAUUUAACUCGUGGAGCAUCUCACUCAGGUACACCAUUAGAUGAUCAUUCAAAUAAAGAACCAGGUGUAUCAACAUCUGAACUCAGUCAACACACAGAUGGAAAUCGAGAAAGUGGCGAAACAGGACUUAACACUGGAGGUAGUAUAAAUGGUGCAGCUCUAUCAGAAGCUGAUGUUAAAUAUGAAGAACCUAUUCUACCGAAUCUUAUUGUACUCGGUUAUGAAGGUGGUAAAGAAAAAGGUUUAUUUGAAGGAUAUGGUAAAGCGACAUAUGUUGGCGGUCAUAGCUACACCGGUGAUUGGAGUGGUGGUAUGAUGAAUGGUCAAGGACGAUAUGAAUGGGCUGAUGGUGUUGUUUACUCAGGUACAAUUGUGAAUAAUCAAAUAGAUGGUGUUGGAACGUAUCAGUGGCCAGAUGGAAGUGUAUAUCAAGGUGAUGUAUAUCGAGGUCGUCGACAUGGUACAGGAAUCUUUCGACAUGGCAAAAGUCUACUUACCUAUGAAGGCGAGUGGCGUAUGGGUCAUAUCCAUGGAAAAGGUACAUUACAAUUUGGCCGUGAAGGACAAAACUAUUACACAGGUGAUUUUAUAAUGAAUAUUCCAUUCGGAAAAGGUCGCCGACAAUAUGCAUCAGGAAAUCUAUAUGAAGGAAUGUGGGUGAAUGGAAAACGACAUGGAUAUGGAGUAUUUUCAUGGAGUAAUGGUAAUGGAGAAUAUUUAGGACAAUGGGAAAAUGGUGUGCAGAAUGGACAUGGUGUUCAUAUUUGGUAUAUUAUUCGAGCUGAAGAAUCUCAAUAUGCAUUGAGAAAUUAUUAUGAAGGAAAUUUUCUCGAUGGACGACGAAAUGGAUAUGGAACAUUUUAUUAUUCAAGUGGAACUAAAUAUAUAGGCGAAUGGAAAGCAGAUCAGAAACAUGGAAAAGGUAAAGUCAUAUUAAGAAAUGGUACCAUGAUUGAAGCUGAUUUUCAAAAUGAUCGUAUAAUAACUCCGUUAACAAAUGAUAUGACUUCCAUGUUAACAAUUGAAUUACCUGAAAUCGUAUCGAAAACACCAAUACCAUCUGCAUCGAAUACGCUUGAUCCAAUGAAUUUAAGACGAAGUGAAAGUCGAAAUACAAUAAGCCCUAAUUUUAAAUUACAAUUCAAUGGUGCCUUUCAUCAUAUGUCAACCAACGAAGAUGAUAGAAUGAAAAUUUCAGAUCAGAUGUUUCAUGUUUUAUUUCGUCAUCUUCCACAAUUAAAACAAAUCUAUCGUAUUUAUGCUCGAUUAGGUGUUGAUUUACAAACAAAUAUAGAUAAUACAUUUUUGAUGACUCGUAUCCAAUUUUGGCGCUUUGUUCUUGAUUGUAAUUUACAUAGUUAUGGUGUUACAACAACGGAAUAUGAUCGAUUGAUUGCGGAAUGUUUGCCAACAGAAAAUAUGCAUGGACCCGAUGAAUCAAUUUUAGUACGCGAAUUCUUAAAUGCUAUUGCUAUCAUUUGUUUUCAUUUACAUCGAUUGAAAAAAGUACAAAGUGAAACUGCAUCAUCCGAAAAACAACCCAUUAGCUUACAAAUUGCUACUUCGAUGGAGACAAUUAUUGAAAAAAAUAUUUUACAGCUAGCAGGAAAUAUUCGAGGUAAUCUAUUUGCUGAACCACUCAAGUUUAUACAAGCUGCACGAUAUAAAGAGCAAUGCUACAAGAUUUAUUUAGUAUUUUCUACCAGAAACAAAAAAGAACCACACGAUAUGAUAAUGCAAAAACGUGAUUUUCUAUUAAUGCUCAAACGUCUUCAAUUAAUUGAUCCUGUACAUUUAACAGCAUCACGUAUUAUAGCAAUGUUAGCUGAAGAUGAUCCAAAUAUUCGACCAUUAGGUUCAACGACUCCUACCGAUAUUCGUUUAGAUAUCGAUAUGUGUUUUCUUGAAUUUUUCGAAGCAUUAAUUGCUUGUGCACUUGUACAUCCAGGUAGUAAAUAUUAUAAUACUUAUGUUAAACCACCAAAAACAGCUACAUCUGAACGUAGUCUUGGUUCUCAGCCAUCUAUUGGCUCGCCAAGUGCUCAUGAUCGACAACAAGAAAGUCGAGUAUCAGAAUAUCCAGCUAUUGUUGUUCGCGAAGUAUCUGAAUUAACACAAGAAACUCCAGAUGAUAUCGAUAAGCCUCGCUCAUCAGCAAGUCGAGAACGUGAAACAAAUACGAACGCAGGCGACGCAUCUUCAUCGUCUUCCUUUGUAGCAAAACUUGAUGAUUUUUUUAAUGGAAUAUUUUUACCAGCUACGAACACAUUUGAAAAUAUUCGAGAACAAAUUCGGGUUGAUCAGGAAAAAACGUGGCAAGGAAUGAAACACGACGAUCACAAUAGUGAUGCAACAUGGCCUAAACAAUAUGUUGUACUUACUGAAUGA
Molecule: messenger RNA, 2565 nt
Organism: Rotaria socialis
Lineage: Eukaryota; Metazoa; Rotifera; Eurotatoria; Philodinida; Philodinidae
Source: the annotation of a GenBank genome assembly